AUGGGUCGCGUACGUACCAAAACCACCAAGAGAGCCUCCCGUGUGUGCAUUGAGAAGUACUACCCUCGUCUCACUCUUGACUUCCAAACCAACAAGAGAAUUAUUGAUGAGGUCGCUAUCAUUGCUUCCAAGCGCCUUCGUAACAAGAUUGCUGGUUACACCACCCAUUUGAUGAGACGUAUCCAACGUGGUCCUGUUCGUGGUAUCUCCUUCAAACUUCAAGAGGAAGAGCGUGAGCGUAAGGAUCAAUACGUUCCUGACGUCUCUGAACUCGACAUUGACCGCGUCAACGUCGACCAAGACACUAAGGACAUGCUUAAGGUUCUUGGUUAUGAGCAAAUUCCCGUACGCGUCCUCGCUCCUGCUCCUCAAGAGCGUUUCAACCGUCGCAGAUAGGUAAUGAAAUUUCGGUCGUAAUGGGUCC
Messenger RNA from Schizosaccharomyces octosporus yFS286, 424 nucleotides. Its product is annotated as 40S ribosomal protein S17. NCBI's taxonomy places the organism in Eukaryota, Fungi, Ascomycota, Schizosaccharomycetes, Schizosaccharomycetales, Schizosaccharomycetaceae. Gene Ontology annotation, cellular component: ribosome. Gene Ontology annotation, molecular function: structural constituent of ribosome. The coding region runs from base 1 to 396 and encodes 131 amino acids. The transcript is spliced from 2 exons. The record is from RefSeq and is a predicted model, not a curated record. Gene Ontology annotation, biological process: translation.